GAGCGCGCUGGGGGCCGUUGGAGCGGAGCGGGUCGCGACAUGAAGGCAGCCAGAAUGAAGACCCCACGGAGGCCGGUGCCGAAGAAGCCAUCGAACCCCUGCGUGAAGGACCCGGUUGGGGUGUACUGCAGGGUGAGGCCGCUGAGCCGCCCGGACCAGGAGUGCUGCAUUGAGGUGAUCGAUGAGACCACGGUGCAGAUCCACCCGCCCGAGGGGUACCGGGUAUUCCGCAACGGGGAGUACCGGGAGACACAAUAUUCCUUUAAAGAGGUCUUUGGCACCCUUGUUGUUCAGAAGCAGCUCUUUGACGUGGUGGCUAAGCCUCUAGUGGAAGAUCUCAUUCGGGGGAAAAAUGGUCUCCUUUUUACGUAUGGUGUGACAGGCAGUGGGAAAACACACACCAUGACAGGCUCUCCUGGUGAUGGAGGACUUCUCCCUCGGUGUUUGGAUAUGAUCUUCAACAGCAUAGGACCCUUCCAGGCCAAGCGAUUUGUUUUUAAGCUUGAUGACAAGAACGGUGUGGAUGUUCAGUGUGAAGUAGAUGCCCUAUUAGAGCGCCAGAAAAGAGAUGCCAUGCCUAUUCCAAAAACUCCAUCGGGCAAGCGACAAAUCGAUCCGGAGUUCGCGGAUAUGAUCAAUGUGCAGGAUCACUGCAAAGUGGAAGACGUUGAUGAAGAUAAUGUCUACAGUGUCUUUGUCUCCUAUAUUGAGAUCUACAACAACUACAUCUAUGACCUCCUGGAAGAAGCUCCCUUUGAGCCUAUAAAACCAAAGUGGAACAAUUGCAACACUCCUGUGCGAAAUGGUGACUUUAUACCUCCACAGUCCAAAAUACUUCGUGAGGACCAGAAUCACAACAUGUAUGUCACAGGAUGCACAGAGGUAGAGGUGAAAUCCACAGAAGAAGCUUUUGAAGUGUUUUGGCGAGGUCAAAAGAAGAGGCGGAUUGCAAACACUCAGCUGAAUCGAGAAUCCAGUCGCUCUCACAGUGUUUUCAUUAUCAAGUUGGCUCAGGCACCACUGGAUGCAGACGGAGACAACGUGCUGCAGGAUAAAGAGCAGAUCACUUUAAGCCAGCUGUCUUUAGUUGAUCUGGCUGGAAGUGAAAGAACCAAUAGAACAAAAGCUGAAGGGAACAGGUUGCGAGAAGCAGGUAAUAUUAACCAGUCACUGAUGACAUUAAGAACAUGCAUUGAAAUCCUGCGGGAAAACCAGAUGUAUGGAACAAAUAAGAUGGUUCCAUACAGAGAUUCCAAACUGACUCAUCUCUUCAAGAACUAUUUUGAUGGUGAAGGGAAAGUGCGUAUGAUUGUGUGUGUUAACCCUAAAGCUGAGGACUACGAGGAGAGCCUGCAAGUGAUGCGCUUUGCAGAGAUGACGCAGGAGGUUGAAGUGGCAAGACCUGCCGACAGACCCAUCUGUGGCUUGACACCAGGCCGGCGCUUCAGGAAUCAGGCCUUCAGAGAGGAGCUCCAAAGGAAGCUGGAGAUGAGGGGGGGCCCGAUAAAUGAAGAGACAGAAGAGCAAGCUGUUUCAGAGCUGCUUUUGCAGAACUUUCCUCCCUUGCCUUCAUGUGAGCUAUUGGAUAUUAACGAUGAUCAAACACUUCCAAAGGUGAUUGAAGUCCUGGAACAACGCCAUAAACUACGGCAAAUGUUGUCAGAGGAGAUUGCCAAAACCGUGCAUGCGUUUAAAACAGUGCUGCAAGAAUUUGACUCCAGUGUUGCAUCCAAGGAAAACUAUAUUCAAGGAAAACUGUCUGAAAAAGAGAAAACAAUAGCAGGGCAGAAAAUGGAGCUGGAACGCCUGGAGAAGAAAAUAAAGACCUUGGAAUACAAGAUUCAUAUCUUGGAGAAAACUGCAACAAUUUAUGAAGAAGACAAACGUAAUCUUCAGCAAGAGCUAGAAAGCAAGAGCCAGCAACUGCAGCGUCAGGCUUCGGACAAGCGCAGGAUGGAGGCACGAUUGCAAGGCAUGGUGACAGAAACCAGUGUGAAAUGGGAGAAGGAGUGUGAGCGUCGUGUGGCAGCAAAGCAGCUGGAAAUGCAGAACAAACUUUGGGUUAAAGAUGAAAAACUGAAGCAGCUGAAGGCCAUUGUUACUGAACCAAAGCAUGAGAAACCAGAGAGGCCUUCACGAUUGAGAGACCGAGAGAAGCCUGUUCAGAGAGCAGUGUCUCCUCCACCAGCACCUCCUCCUAGUAACCCUAUUACUCAGGUCCCUAACAGCCAGCGGCUCGUGAGCAACCCGCGGGUGCACAGACGUUCUAACUCUUGUAGCAACAUUUCUGUGGCAUCCUGUGUUAUGGAAUGGGAGCAGAAAACCCCUUCGCACAAGCCUGCCAGUGGCACUUCUAAUGCAAGGAAUAGACAACAAGAACCAGAACAAAAUAGAGACUAUAACAGCUCAAACAGAAGGCGAGGGAUGUGCUGGACUGGAGUCACUGAGCUUCCCAGGCAUAGAGAUGAGCUAGAAAUAGAAGAGGAUCGAUGCCACAGGAGCGCACAUCCAGUUCGGCUCAGACACAGACGGUCCCGCUCAGCUGGGGAGAGAUGGGUGGAUCAUAAACCCCCUUCUAAUGUGCCCACUGAGACAGUCAUGCAGCCUCAAGUGCCUCAUGCCAUCACGGUGGCAGCUGCAAGCGAAAAGGCGCUAGCUAAGUGUGACAAGUACAUGCUGACGCACCAGGAGCUAGCCUCUGAUGGGGAGAUUGAGACUAAGCUCAUUAAGGGUGAUGUUUUCAAGACCAGAGGUGGUGGACAGGCUGUGCAGUUCACUGAGAUAGAGACUCUGAAGCAGGAAUCUCCAACUGGUCGAAAACGAAGAUCAUCACCUUCCAAUCGUGACCAGCCUGAGGAUGCUGCAGACUCGGAAUGGACUGAUGUGGAAACCAGAUGCUCUGUGGCAGUGGAGAUGAGGGCAGGAUCAGCUCUCGGACCUGGGUAUCAGCAUCAUGCUCAGCCCAAGCGAAGAAAACCAUGAACUUCAUGUGCUACUGCAUUGGAUUCCUCUUGAUCUUAUCAGACUGAUGUAAUCUCUGCUGCCAAUGAUAAACCUGAUGAAAACUGCUGUGCUAUCCCCACAGGCUGGUGUUUAUAUAACCUCCUGUGGUAGGCAAUGGUUAAAUGGGAGAUACCUCUUGCAGUCCCAAAGAAGCAUGUGCGUGGCUGUGUGUGUUUUCAGUAGAUAUCAGGGGUUCUGCUGAAGAACCUUCUGUCUUGUAUGUAUUGAGCUGUAUCUUUAUAGACUAAUGACACAAGGCUUUUGCCUUGCAUUUAUUUUUCCAGCUUUUUAUAGUGCAAAGUACUUCUGGUCACUCUCCCUUGUCAGGUCCUCUGUUUCAGAGUCAUAAAUGCUGCUAUGUAUUUAGAUGCAGUAACGCACUUUAAGAGUGUUUCUAUGCCAUUUCAUAUAUUAUGAUAACCAGCAUAACAUGGCUUUCUUCUCAGAAGAAUUACCUUGGAUUAUUUAAUACUCAAAUCAGCUUGUAAAGAAAACAUUUCAAUCUCCAAACUUUCCUAGCAAUGAAGUAAGAAAAUGAUGGGUAAUGGUGACUUGACAUCAGACCUACUUUAUUUUGUAGUGUAAGUAAUUCAUGUUUUACAUCUGUAGAUACAGGGUAAAGGGGUAAUUUGCUCACACAUAUGGUGAGAACUUUAUAUACGUGUCUCUGCCAACCUGUUGAAAUAAAUACUUUUAUUCA
Messenger RNA from Melopsittacus undulatus (budgerigar), 3703 nucleotides. RefSeq names its product kinesin family member 23 (gene KIF23). The record is from RefSeq and is a predicted model, not a curated record. Gene Ontology annotation, biological process: mitotic spindle midzone assembly; microtubule-based movement. Lineage: Eukaryota; Metazoa; Chordata; Aves; Psittaciformes; Psittaculidae. The coding region runs from base 40 to 2982 and encodes 980 amino acids. The transcript has 24 exons. Gene Ontology annotation, molecular function: ATP binding; microtubule motor activity; ATP hydrolysis activity. Gene Ontology annotation, cellular component: kinesin complex; nucleus; microtubule.